CUUCUUCCUCCUUGUGACCGGCCAUGCAAUCAUAUCCAAUUAGAACUUUCAAGGUAUCCACAACGACGUCUUCCUUUCAGGGUGCUCCUUCCGCACAUUCGAGAAAUAAGCAUGGCAAACUUAAAUCAGUGUGUCAGUAUAUUAAAAAAUACUGUGAUGAGACUUCCCUUCACGGGUUUAAAUACCUGUCCGAAUCUGAUCGACCAUUUUACGAAAGGGUCUACUGGAUUAUCGCCAUCUUCACGGCUUUCCUGAUCGUCGGAUACGUGAUUAAAGAUCAGGUCGAACAUUUUUUAAAAAGUCCCGUCCUAAUCUCCUUCGAGUCAAAGCAGACCCCAGUUGAAAAAAUCCCUUUUCCGGCAGUCACGCUUUGCCCGGACAUGCAGCUCAGAACUAGUAUGUUGAACCUUUCCGAGGCCAUUAACAACAACAAUAUGACACAAAAAGAGCUAGAGAAAUUUUACUUUGCAUUGAAAAUAUGCAACAUCAUUUCUUCCAAAGUAGUCAACAUUUCUUUUACAAGAGAACUCGUCCACGAUAUGAUCGAUUCGAUAAACGGAAACGAAAGCUGCGAGAGCAUGGUACACUCGAUGGAAUGGGAGAAAAACAUGUACGACAAUCCGUGCGACUACCUCCAGCCUACAAUCACAUCCUACGGCGCUUGUUUCACAUUCAACAUGCUCCCUCUCGACCAGAUCCUCCGCCGGACGGAAGAAAACUGGUCAUCGGAGAGAUAUUUUGGCAAAGAGCCGAUCUGGACCCCAGAUGAGGGUUUUUUGAAGAAGAAAAGCACCGGCUACAAUUUCUCUUCUCCUUGGGCGAUCAAGCGGUCCACCUUGCCCAUAGGCGUCGCGCUUUUCUUCCUGAAGCUCUCUUCGACCGGCUUCGACGAAACGUGCGGCUUCGGUGGAUACGGAUUUUUCGGAUACGUCCACAACCCUGCAGAGUUGCCAGGCCAGGCGCACCCCACGAUAUACGCCGAAGCGAACCGUACCCUGCUAGUCCAACUCCAACCCAAGAUGUACACCAUCAACCAUAGACUGAGAAGGUGGAACGCCAAGGAGAGAGGUUGCUACUUCGACACUGAACGCUACUUGAUGCUCUUCAACAUCUACACGCAGAGGAACUGCGAGCUGGAGUGCGAGGCCAAUUUCUCAAUCGCCCACUGCAAUUGUAUGGCAUUCUACCAUCCGUACGUUGAAAAUAUUUCAAUUUGCGGCCCUACAAGUUAUCAGUGUCAUCAAAGCAAUAAAGAUAAAGCUAAGGUCUGUGAUUGUCUGCCGUCUUGCUCCGAACUACAAUACGACAUAGUGACACUCUCAAUAAAUAGGAACUGGCCUGACAAACGCUUGCAGUACAAAAAAGACAACGACCCCAACAUGAGCCACACGAUGAUCAAAGUGCAGUACGAGAGCAGGUACGUCCAAGGUAUCACGAGGGAUGUCAUGUUCGGCCUGUCCGAUUUCGUCGCCAACGUCGGAGGUCUUCUGGGGCUUUUUCUCGGCUUCAGCAUCCUGAGCCUCGUCGAGGUGAUUUACUUCCUCACUGUGAGGAUCUGCACGAAAUUGUGGAGGGACCACGUGGACAGAGGAAGAGAACGACAAGGGAACUGGAACGAUUUAGUCUUGUAAACGAACCGACAAACCCUCUCGUAAAAAACACUGUCAAAACAAACAAAAAUCUUCAAAUGUAUAUUUUUUAAAACGAAUCAAAAUUACACUUUCGAUCUUAUGUCGUUUUGAAUAAAAUUUAUUAUUGCAGUAAAACGAGAAUAGCUAAAUGAUACAUGUCAAUUAUAACUGUCACUAUUAGUUAGAAUUUAAUUAAUUUAAUUGAACUUUUUGUUUUAUAUUAUCAACAAAAUCAUUACAGUCAGUUAAUGAUUCCUCAAUAUUCUGUAAAUUUA
Molecule: messenger RNA, 1906 nt
Organism: Cimex lectularius (bed bug)
Lineage: Eukaryota; Metazoa; Arthropoda; Insecta; Hemiptera; Cimicidae
Product: pickpocket protein 28
Exons: 11
Coding region: 24-1631 (535 amino acids)
Biological process (GO): sodium ion transmembrane transport
Cellular component (GO): membrane
Molecular function (GO): ligand-gated sodium channel activity
Source: RefSeq, a predicted model, not a curated record